This is a messenger RNA of Macrosteles quadrilineatus (aster leafhopper), 885 nucleotides long. Its product is annotated as alpha-tocopherol transfer protein-like. NCBI's taxonomy places the organism in Eukaryota, Metazoa, Arthropoda, Insecta, Hemiptera, Cicadellidae. The coding region runs from base 14 to 808 and encodes 264 amino acids. Gene Ontology annotation, molecular function: phosphatidylinositol bisphosphate binding. The transcript has 7 exons. The record is from RefSeq and is a predicted model, not a curated record. Gene Ontology annotation, cellular component: membrane.
CAGGCUGUCCGUGAUGUCAACCAUCACCAUCAAUGCAGUUAACCAUCUCAGGAUACUAUUGUCAGAAGAAAAAUUUCUUUUUCUUGGAAACCCUGCUGAUGAGAAACUACUUCAACUCUUUCUCCACUUCACUGAUUAUGACAUCGACAAAGCGUUAGAAAAGGUGAUAUCAUAUUACAAGUUAAAAGAAAAGUACAGCGACUUCUACGCAUUCAAGAGGGAUCCUAAACUACACGAUGUGAUUCUCAAAAAAGGCAUUAACACAAUGUUAGAAGACAGAGACCCGCUGGGCAGAAGAAUACUCGUCUACAAACUUGCUAACUUGGUGUACGGCGCUCACGAGGUCCAUGAAAUGUUCCAAGUGGACGACCUUUGGCUGACCUUGGCGUGCGACGAGGAGGAGACCCAGAGGAACGGUCUGGUCAUCGUGUUCGACCUGAAGAACUUCCCUUGGAAGUUCCUGAGGAGCUUCACCCCAUACAAUAUCCGGGCGACCACUGCCAAAGCUGAGAGUUUACCAAUCGAGAACAUCCAGUACCACGUGAUCAACUAUGGCUGGGUGGUCGGCUUGUUGGUCAGUCUGGUGUUCCCCUUCCUCAAGGAGGAGACGAAAAACAAGAUAUAUUUCCACAACUCCAUGGAAAGUUUGCACAGUCAGGUGUCGCCUUCAGCUUUACCCAGAGAGUACGGGGGUGACAGACCUUCACCAGUGCAGGCGAAGAGGGUAAAAGAAUACCUGGACCCUCAAAAUACCCGAUUAUCAGAUUUAUUGUCAUACGGAUAUAUGAAGAAACCUGAAGACUUCUAGCGCAAGGCCUUGACGUACUUAUUUUCUUAUUACAAACUGUAAUUGUUAUAUGUAAUAAAUUAUUAUUGUUCUGUUUA